CACUGUCAUCCUUCACACAUCUUCCACUAUUUUUAGUUACUAUAUAUUUCUUGAACCAAUUUUCAAGAAUCUUAAGUUGGUUGGUCCUGAAAAAUCAAGACAACAGGCACAUCACAAAGAAGAUGGUGAAUACCACACCUUCAUUUGGAAUUUUGACUAUGUCAAUAGUUACUCUUGUUCUAAUGCUGCUGCUUGACUCUAGCCAAAGCCUAAGGCCAUAUCAUUUUACCUACCAUGGGAAAGGAACAAACAUGGAUGACAAAAACCAUGUCCACCUUAAGGAAGAAAGAAAAGGAGAUGUGUUAGGAAUGGAGCUGUAUCCAACAGGAUCAAGUUUACCAGAUUGUUCCCAUGCUUGUGGACCUUGUUUCCCUUGUAAAAGGGUAAUGGUGAGCUUUGCAUGCUCCACAGAGUCAUGCCCUAUGGUCUACAGGUGUAUGUGUAGAGGAAAAUAUUAUCAUGUCCCUUCCAAUUGAUCCAUAAUGCCCGAAAACUGAGUCGCCACGAAAAGUUGUCACUGAAAAUUCAAUUUAAUUUCCUCUAGUGUAUGUUUAUUAUGAUGUACUAGCUAGUGAGUGAUAUGCCUUGUUGCUUUUCAAUCGUUUGGAUUAUGCCUGAUUUAGUUUAAUUUGCUUCAUGGGAAUAGAGAGUUCAGUAGACCAUGUAGAAGAGGCUUUUACUUUUAGUAAUGUGGCAUAAAGAUUUUGGUAGUCCUUGUAAAUACGAGGAAUUGCAAGAGUUUUGUCGGUUAACUUAAGUCAGUGAAGUUAUUAGAAUGUUCUCUUUGCUUAAUUUCUCCAAGGCUUUUUGUACUAUUUAUUUGCAUCAUGAUGAUGCUACGUACUAGAGUAUUAAUUAUGACUAUGGC
Lycium barbarum (goji berry) is the source of this 868-nucleotide messenger RNA. RefSeq names its product protein EPIDERMAL PATTERNING FACTOR 2-like. The coding region runs from base 123 to 476 and encodes 117 amino acids. The transcript has 3 exons. Gene Ontology annotation, biological process: stomatal complex development; guard cell differentiation. NCBI's taxonomy places the organism in Eukaryota, Viridiplantae, Streptophyta, Magnoliopsida, Solanales, Solanaceae. The record is from RefSeq and is a predicted model, not a curated record.